Molecule: messenger RNA, 1065 nt
Organism: Bacidia gigantensis
Lineage: Eukaryota; Fungi; Ascomycota; Lecanoromycetes; Lecanorales; Ramalinaceae
Exons: 3
Coding region: 1-1065 (354 amino acids)
Biological process (GO): transmembrane transport
Molecular function (GO): transmembrane transporter activity
Source: RefSeq, a predicted model, not a curated record
AUGGCAGCUCCACCGGAUACGCCCCCCUUAUUGAAGGGCGACGAGAAGUCCUCGGAUGCUGAGACCCCACGGCACGAGGCAGAAAGCAAUCAGCUACCUCUGCAACCUGACAAUCAAGGGCUUGAUUUGAAACCGACCUCAACCCGAAGGUCUCGCCUGCCUGCGCCCAUGCUGGAGCAAACAAAGUCUUAUGCAGACGGACAUGGUUUUUUUUGUCAUGUACAUAGUAAAGAUCUAGAGGCACAGAGAAAGACCAACAAGGACGAUAGUGCAAGUUCGAAAGAUGGGGAGGCUACCGGAGACGAGAAGUCUAGCUUUGAGGUUCGGUGGGAUGGUCCAAUGGAUCCUAAUUAUCCGAAAAAUAUGAGCAGGACCAGGAAGUGGGUUGUGGUGUAUAUUGUCAGUGCGGCCAGCACGUGUGGUAGUGUGGGCGAUCCGGCUGACAAUUUCAGGGAGUGGACUUUCUAUGUCUUAAUCAUCUGGUCUGCAAUCAUGCUGGCUCUGAUCGUCUCCUUCGUUCCUGAAACAUAUCCCCCUGUACUCCUUCGCGAGAAAGCAAUCCAAUUGCGAAAGGCCAGUGGAGAUGAGAGAUGGAAAGCACCAAUUGAAGUGAUGGAGAGGUCGAUCACACAGACUGUGAUCACCUCUUGCUAUCGACCGUUCUUACUCUUGGUUUUCGAGCCAAUGUGUUUGAAUCUCUGUCUGUUUUCUGCCAUAUUACUGGGCGUUCUCUACCUGUUCUUCGGUGCAUUCGAAGUGGUGUUCAAGGAGAACCACAAUUUUGAGCUGUGGCAAAUUGGAUUGACGUUCACUGGAUUGCUAUUUGGGCAGCUGAUUGCCAUCGGCACAGAUCCGCUUUGGCACAGGAAUUACAUAAGGCUAAUGAAGAAUCGAGAGAAGAACGGCGGAGAACCUGGAGGCUCAGAGCCCGAGUACCGACUGCCGCCUGCCAUACUCGGAGGGGUUAUCGUUCCGAUUGGGCUAUUCUGGUUCGCAUGGACCACUUACAGUUCUGUGCAUGUGAGUAUACAUCUCAACCCUCUCGCGAGCUUUACUGCUACAUGA